Suillus plorans is the source of this 1182-nucleotide messenger RNA. RefSeq lists its product as uncharacterized. Lineage: Eukaryota; Fungi; Basidiomycota; Agaricomycetes; Boletales; Suillaceae. The coding region runs from base 1 to 1182 and encodes 393 amino acids. The transcript is spliced from 9 exons. The record is from RefSeq and is a predicted model, not a curated record.
AUGUCUGCGUCAGAGCCUGACAGUGGGGCAUUGCCGCACGCCCUCGCACUUCCAGACAUCUCUGGGGCAGUACCUACCUCCUCAGAGGCCAGGGCCAAACGCCGCAUCGCCGCAUUGGAAGAUGAAUUACAGACGAUGAAGCAAGAAAAAGGAACGAAGCAGAGAAAGACUACAUACUACGUCGCCCAAGGCAGGGCAGUUCGCCGAAUGACCGUCCUUUAUACUGGCUUAGAAGAUUUGAUCGCUGAGAAUGAUCACAGAUACGAGCAAGCCAUGGUGGAUGAUGACAUGGUAGAAGGCACCACAGAACAAGAUCACCUGCAGCGCGGCUACCUUGUGCUCGCACAGACUCUGCCAUGGAUACAUUCUAAGCUUGCAGAACUUGAUGCCGACGAAGCUGAAGAUAUGUUAAAAAAGAUCAAAAGAGGAGCCGAUGCGGCCCGUGGCGACAAUACAUCCACUCUAAAGGAUCUCGUCGCCGCCUGGGUCAAUCAGGAUUUUCGACCAUCCUCUUUACUCAGGUCUAACGACAAAUACUUGCGCGGCUUUAGUGGGAUUGGACUGAUGACUGGCAGCAUGAAGGCUGGCAUCCGCGACAGAACAUCAGACUUCAUUGUAUCAGAAAAUUCUUGGCCGGUAUUUGUGUACGAGAAUUACUCGCUCGAUGAGAACAACCUCGAACAGGGUCUCUUUAUGUCCAAGAUCCUCGUUCAGGCUUUCAAAGCUGUAUUUACGUCUCCAUCUUCUGCAAGAGAAGCUGAUGGCGAUGGUGAUGGAGCCGACAUCCUCGAAAAUAACCGAUGCGCCAGGCGGGCAUUAAAUCAGGUCAAGGUUAAAAUGUGUGUUGCCUCGAUCAUCAACAUGAGGAAGGUCACCCCUCACUCCAUCGCUUAUGUUGUCUGUCAAGUUCGUUUUGCGCUAUCCAGCAUCUCAUCAUGGCGCACCAUUGAUGGUGACUUCAAUUAUGAAGUAUUUUGGAACAACAUCGUUGAUUUCUUCGAGGAUGUUCCUGGCCCUGUCGCACAACGAAGGGUGAGCAAACUACUCGAAUGGUGGACUAGGAAGAUUUUUGGAAAAAAUCAUCGAGAAGAUCUAACACCGGAAGUUGUAUCCAAGAUGUCCGUUACAGCACUAGCCGAGCAGAGAAAGAGGCUGGAGGAUGCUGCUUUUGACUCGGAUUAA